Grammomys surdaster is the source of this 8799-nucleotide messenger RNA. It is a transcript of the gene Phactr2, whose product is annotated as phosphatase and actin regulator 2. Bases 1 to 2124 code for a protein of 707 amino acids. The transcript has 13 exons. The record is from RefSeq and is a predicted model, not a curated record. Gene Ontology annotation, molecular function: actin binding. Gene Ontology annotation, biological process: actin cytoskeleton organization. NCBI's taxonomy places the organism in Eukaryota, Metazoa, Chordata, Mammalia, Rodentia, Muridae.
AUGGCGGAAGCCGGCAAGAGCCCUGUGAUGUCCCCGGACCAGCCAGCAGGCCAGGAGGUGGUCGCGGCAGAGGUUCUGGACCCCGAGCCCGAGGCUCCCGGGCCACCUCUGCCUGCCCUGCGCUGGCUUCCCGGGGAUCCAAGUCCCCGUGGCCGCUCCCAGAGCGACCUGUCGUCGGCCUCGAGCCGGGGCCGCCCGCUCAGAGUUCACAUCUCCGGCUCAGUUGACGGACUAGACAAAGCAUCCAUAGCAAACUCAGAUGGCCCCCCAGCAGGUUCCCAGACACCUCCCUUCAAGAGAAAGGGGAAACUCUCCACCAUUGGUAAAAUCUUCAAGCCUUGGAAAUGGAGGAAAAAGAAGACCAGUGACAAAUUUAGAGAGACCUCAGCAGUAUUAGAGAGGAAGAUAUCCACCAGACAAAGUAGAGAGGAGCUGAUAAGAAGGGGCCUGCUUAAGGAAUUGCCUGAUCAAGAUGGAGAUGUAACAGUUAACUUUGAAAAUUCAAACGGGCACAUGAUACACAUCGGAGAGGAAGCUACCCAAGAGGAGAAUGUAGGGAAACCUGAAGAAGGGAAUGACUCUGUGUGUGAGAAAACACCACCUCGGGAGGAACAGGCAGAAGAGAAGCCAGAGAACACUGAAAUCCACUCUGAAACACCGGCUGCUCCUGCUCCUUCUCCUACAACUCCUCCUAAACCUAAACCCAAACCUAAGCCAAAAAAAUCUCCUGUGCCUCCCAAAGGGGCCACAGCUGGGGCCAGCCACAAAGGGGAUGAAGUGCCUCCUAAUAGAAAAAAUGUCAAGGCUCCCAGUAAGCAGGCCCCCAUCCCUCCACCCAAGCCAACAAGCCGAAACACAUCCCGGGAGGCUGCUGGUUCUUCUCACUCGAAGAAAACAACCGGCUCCAAAGCGUCGGCCUCACCAUCUGCUUCCUCCACCUCCUCUCGUCCCAGAGCACCCAAGGAGUCACUCACUGGCAAAGCAGGCAUAGUGGGGACCACAAGGGGCAAGAAAAAAAUUAGCAAGCAGCCGGCAGCGUCCCGACUCUCCCCCAGCACAACCACUUCUGACACAUCCAGUCUUAAAGGAGAGUUCUCAGACACUGGGGUAGAGAGCCUCAAACCGGAGGAGACUGUCUCUGGAGCACAGGGGCAGGCCACAGGCAAAUCCAAGGCGAUCUUCACUCUGCCACCUGUCACAGUACCGCCAUCCCCACCUGCCCUUCCUCUGCCCCCUGAGGAUCAGUGCACCAUUGCCUUGGAUACUCCCAUGGUCCUAGUCAGUGAUGGACCUACCCUGCCCGUCUCUGCCUUAGACACAAGUCAGCUCCUUUGGACUGAAGAGCCAAUGAACAGAACGACUCCGUACUCAAGCACCGGCUUAGGUGGGAGCAGAGAACUGGCAAAAUGUUUUACAACCAAAGAUGAGCUGGGAAAGGCUGGACCUCAGUUGCUGACCCCUGAGCAGAUGGGAGACUUGUCAGAAUCCUUCAGUGCCCCAGAGGAAGAGGCCCCAAGAGAGUACCACACCAAUGACUCUGACUCAGAUGGACCCAUCUUGUACACUGAUGAUGAUGAUGAUGAUGAAGAGGAUGAUGAUGAUGAUGGCAGUGGAGAAAGUGCCUUGGCAAGUAAGAUAAGACGAAGAGAUACACUUGCCAUCAAACUUGGCAACAGACCAUCCAAGAAAGAACUGGAGGAUAAAAACAUCCUUCAGCGAACAUCUGAAGAAGAAAGACAGGAGCUGCGACAACAGAUCGGAACCAAGUUGGUCAGGAGACUCAGCCAGAGGCCAACAACAGAAGAAUUAGAGCAAAGAAACAUCUUAAAACAAAAGAACGAAGAAGAGGAGCAAGAAGCGAAAAUGGAACUUAAACGGAGGCUCAGCCGGAAGCUCAGCCUAAGACCUACCGUGGCAGAGCUACAAGCCCGAAGGAUCCUGCGGUUUAAUGAGUAUGUAGAAGUGACAGAUUCCCCGGACUAUGACCGCCGAGCAGACAAGCCCUGGGCCAGGUUGACACCUGCAGACAAGGCAGCAAUAAGGAAAGAACUAAAUGAAUUUAAAAGCACAGAAAUGGAAGUUCAUGAAGAGAGUCGACAGUUUACAAGGUUUCAUCGUCCAUAAUGAAGCACGGGACUGCUCAGAUAUAAAGACUGACCAUCCCUGGCAGAAGCCCUGCUUCCUGAGACCCUGACAUUGCACUGAGAUUUGAAUGUGUAUGUUUCCGUUUUGUUGUGGUGAAGGAGGUGUACGACUCGGCUUUGGUUGAGAGUGCUCCUUGCCUGGACAGCUCAAAAGAGGCCAACAAGCUGAGAGGCAGAUGCAGCAAGCCUGGCUGCCUAGAGUGUGCACUGAUGCAAGGGCCACUCUGGUUCUCUCAGCUGUCCUUCAGCAGGAAUUUUAAUCAAAGAAGACAAGCAGAAGACAAUCGCCAGUUCAACUACCAGAAAGCCAAACAGUAUAGCGCGUGUUCACAAACAGUAGAUAUUGGAAUUGCUGGUGGUCACCCCAACAGGGUGAGAGCUAGAACUAAGAAAGAAAGAGAACUGUUUCAUUAUGUUAAUGAAGAGAGGAAGAAUGAAGAAAAGUAUAUUUUUGAAGUAGACAUUUGGUAGCUGAGAACUUCCUAAGGGAUUUGGGAACCUACUCAACCAACGUAGAUUCCUUAAAGACUUCAUUCUAGAACAUUAUAGUUUCACCAAUAAUGGUUCUGUGUAGUACCAUUUUUUUUAUGUUGUGCCAGUGAAUCCAGUUGCCAGAAACAAAUAUGAGUGUUCAUUAAAUGCAAGAAGCUUCUAGCAGCUCUUACCAAGCAUGCCUGCUCGCAGUGUGUGUGUUGCAUGCUCUCAGUGGUACAGCUACCCACACAUUUUCUUCUAUUGCUUUCCUAAUGUCUGAGCACUCUACAAGGGUAACAGGAAUGAGAUCAGAUGUAAUGUGGCCCUGUAAAACUGUUGCAAGCUUUAGAAAUAAAUCUUCUGCUCUUUCCCUGUCUUCAUUAUCUCCAAAGUCAGGAAACCAUUCUUUAGCUAAAGAAGGUGAUAUGGACGGUCAUGCCACCCUUUAAACACUCAGUCCAGAGUUGCAACUUAAGCAACAUACAAGUGUCUGCUGCUUGCUCCAAGUUCUGAGAGGGAAUUUAAAAAACAUGCCAGGUAGUUUAAGAUGCUGCAUUAAAUUAAAAAAAAAAAAGUUAGUUUGCUGCUACUUAAAAGAAUCAAACUAUAAAAAGCAAGCAGAUGGAUUUAACAAAAGUACCCUAAAGCUUAAAGGAACACAGAAGACUCCUGGUUUCUGUAAAGGAAACCUUACCUUCUGUGAUGAUUCUGUGGAUCAGAUCCAUACACCCAGAAUUUACUCCCCAUGCCAGAGAAGUGGUAAGAUACAGUUCAAGCCAGUUUCCCCAGGAGCCUGUAAUCAGUCUUGUUUACAUUAAAAAGCUUUCCUCCCUCAAACUGUUCUUCUCUGCGGUGUCAGGCCCCAGCACAGAACCCCAGAAGAGCUCACUUGUGAUACUGCCUUGAAUUUCAUUGUCCCUUAACAAUUGUUUUUGUCCCCUUGGAUGAAAAACACACUUAAAAAAAAAAAGGCAGAAUCUAUAUCGCACUUUUUUUUUUUAAACAAAGGCAGAAUCUAUAUGCAUCUAUCUCAUUCUUUGAUCUGAAGCAUUUCAGCUUCAGAAUGUGGAACCCUGUAAUUUUCUAUUUCAACUGAAGAGUCAGCGUUUCAUCAGUUGUGUAAAUGUAGGCCCCGCCAUUCUGUGGUAUUUGGAGGGACCACUUGAAAUCUGAUGAUUUCAUUUAAAAGCGAAAGUGGUUGGCUGUAGGGGACAUGCCACGAGGUAGUCAGCAUCACUGUACCCGUAGCUGCGCUUGGCUGUUUGCAUUAAUGAAACAAUGCUGCGUCUUCACUAGUUCGUCUCACUAAUGAUGUAAGACAGACUUUGCUUUUGAAAUAGUGACUAUGAGUGCGCUGGUAUUUGUCUUUGUCUGGGGGCUUGUUUGAUUUGUUGUUGUUUUGCAGUGCUAGGAUCAAACUAGGACUGACUGUGUGCAUGCUCUGCGUACUCUAACCCCUGAGCUACACCCCUAGGCUUUGUUUUAUAGCAUCUCAACUCAACCAUAAAUAGUAACUUUGUUCUCAUGACUUGCAAAGUAGUUUUCCUUCGUGGUACCCUGCUAUCAUCUCAGUGGCAUGGGAAAAAUGCCAAGGCAGAUUAUGUUUCUUUGUCUACUCUUAUGAUCUCAGAGCAUUUUAAAACUUCUAGUCAAAUGUUCUCCAUACAGUGGAAAUGCAAGACUGGAGCACAGUUUGUCAUUCGCAGUGUGUGCCAUAGAAAGUUUCUAUUGGGUUGGUCAAAAGAACCUUUUUCCCCACUAGUGGUGAGAGUGAUACAGUUUUUACUUUCCACAGUGAUAUUCGCCCACUACAAAACAAAACACAAAAUGCCUUGCAUGCUGAGGCUCCCAGUUCAAUCCCGAGCACGGCACAAAUGAAAACCUGCCUCCCUGAUACUGUCUGUCAGAUUUAUGAUACCUAUACAGUUUCUCAAAAUUGAUACAUUUUGAGAAAUUUUUUGUGAGAAAGAAGUUUAGAAAGCUAAAAUUAACUAGCAGUAGCCUAGUAUUUAAAUAAUGGGGACCACUGAUUACUUCUGUAUGAUGAUCUAUUAACUGUCUUAAAGGCCAUGGGAAGAAUUCAAAUAUCAUGAGCCAAGCUGUAGUUCUCAGAAUAGGGUUCUAUUUUGCUGGUUAAUUUGUAAAGGCAGAAAAGUUUAAAGGCUAUGUAGCCUCAGCAGCAGCCCAUUCACAGAUCUCCAUCCAGGCAUCCCCACAGAAGGCAUAGGCAAGGCCCCCUCUCCCUGUAAUUACCUACCCUUCUUCCCACUGCCCGCAUUCUACAGUCCAAACAACAAGCAGCUAUUCUUUAAGAAAAUGAAUGUGUGCAGAAAUCAUGUGUGUGUAUAUGUGUGUGUGUGUUGCAGUUGUAACACAUUUCCAGUUUUUCACUAAAACAUACCAUUAGACAACUGAGUGAGCUCUCCUGACUCCUGUGUUAUGAUAAAGAAAAAAAAAUUAGCCCAUCUCACUGAAGAUCCUAGCAAGAAAAAAACUAGACCAAAUAGAAAAGUCAAAGUGUCCAUUUCCACCUUGGUUUUGAAUGGAGGAAGGAGACACUGUUGAUACUAAGGUAAUGAGAAGACGCUAAGCCUCCCUUCACGCAGCAGCAGUCUCAUCAUUGCAACUGAUGUGACAAGUCUUUGUUUGCUUGGGGCACCGUGACUGGUCAUUUCCUAUAUAUGUCAAAUGUCUUAUGGUUUUGUGUUAGCUGUAAUUUAUCUUUAUGUUUAUUCCUUAAAUCAUUUAACCCAAAGUCUGCAAUAUUCAGAGAAUGAACUUGGGUGUUUAAGCAGCUAUUAAUUAAAGGAAAGGCAAACAUAUCAAUCUUGCUGCCUUACUCAGAAAUAAAGCCAACUUUCUGCUUUCCUCUUCUCACCCUUAUUAACCAAAUGAAGGCAGUUCUCUGUCUCUGGUGUCAGGAGAACAUUCUGAAAUUUAAUUGCAAACAUAUUUAAGGAAAGAAAAUAAUCUAAUAUGCUUUUCAAAAAUCACCAAAUAUUGAACAUGAGUUAUGAGCCCCUAGAAAUGGCUUUCUACCCUGUAAUUAAUCCAGUGAUCCAUUUGGCACUUUUUAAAAAUACAGGAAUUUGUUCUUGACAGAGAAAGAAAUGUGGGUCCACAUCUCAUGUCCAGAUACACCCCACAUCAACACACGCCAGACAAAACUUGUGAAUGUUAAGCUGUAGGCACAAUAGAAAGAGGUCAGUCUACCGUGUAGCAGUAUGUCUGCAUUUAAACAGUUAAAAAAAAAAGUUUCCUUUUCUUCAUCUCUUGCUCUCAAAGUGUAGCCUGCGUUAUUUGUGCAUGGUCCUAGCAGCAUAUUUUAGAGAAAUCAAAAUUCUUUAGUGUAUGUGAAACAGGCUUAAUCUAAUACAGGAUGUAUGGAUUUAUGUCCUUUUCCUCGGCAUGGGGAAUUUGUUUAUGCAUUCCUAAAUCCCCACUUUACUUGCUUAUCAUUACGAGUACAAGAAGCUGGACUCAGAGAUCAUUAUUCCUUCCACGUCCACACGGCAUGUAGAUUGUCCCUUCACCCCUUAAAAUGAUUAAUCUUUUGUUAGUGUCUGCUGUCUACUUACUGCUGAUAUGUUUUUAUUUAACAAAGCAGAAUGAACCUUUAGGAGAUAUGUGCUAGAGGGGCCAACGGGCACAAAAAUAAGCAAUUGUCAAAUUAAUGAGAACAGCUUCCUGAAAGAAAGCACAUUCUUAGGCAACUCAAAGUCAAGUUCCAAAGAAGGCCUCUAGGUCUCACAACAAAGGCUGGUUGGGACCAAGUGUGAUGGAGAUGGAGGUAAAGGUAGAAAGCCCCAGACCAUUCUCAUUUUUGCUUUCUAUUUACUUUUUCUAAUUGUUAAACCUAAACCCUCUUUCAAAGCUUGAACCACUCACUAUUAGCAUUUCUAGAAAGCAACUGUAAUAUAGACCAGCCCCCACUCUUUUUUUUUUUUUUUGGUAUGACUGUAUGUUGGUUUGGGGGGGGGUUGUUUUGUUUUUUUGAGGCCAGCUUCACCCCAUAAUUUUAAAAAAAAUCUCAUUUUUUACAUAUAAAUAUACAAGGUUUCUUGGCAAAGAAAUGGAGAGUCCUGUGGCUGUUAUUCCAACCCAAUGCCAGUUUUCAGCCCUGUUGGGUUGUAGUGCAGGGAAAUGCCCUUUAGCUUGUUGCUUCUUUAACACAGCUGUAUGUGAACAAAGAACUGUUGAUAGAUGGUUCCCGGUGGGGGUGCUGUUGGCAUUUGGAUCUGGAUAAAUCCUUCUGUGCUGAAAUGUACCACAUGUUGCAAGAUCAUCGGUAUCCUAGUCUCCUGGUGAUUCAACACCAGACAUUGUGAGAACUAAAAAGGAAAAAAGCUUCCUACUUGCCAGCAUAGAAGGGUGAACCCGUCACCUGAAUGCCACUGCCUGCUGCAGCAAGGGACCAUGGGAGAACAUGCCUGUCUCUCAAUACCAUGUUUACAGCCUUACAUGUCUCGACCCACUUCUUUUUCAAAGCCUUCUCCUUAGAUGCAGCUUAAACUGGACUGUUCCCUAGGAAAGAGGUUCCUGGGUAGCCUUGUCCAAUACAGUGGGCAGCGUGACAUGGCCUGAUACUUCUGGAGGGUACAUGAAGCAUCUCUUGUCUAUUACUUCACACAUAGUGUUAUUUCAGAACUAGACUCCUGGUUGCUGGAACCCAGUGGCUCUGAGUAAAACAUUGGUCUUUGGAAUUCAGACUUGGAUUCUACCUGGUAAUACUGGAGACCGAGUUACAAAAAAGUCUCCCUUCCUCCAGUUAACAAUGCAGUUAAUACACACACACAUACACAUACACACACACACACACAUUCAAAAUGCUUGGACUCCCUCGUGUAAACAUAUCCAUAUGGUUCAACUUUUCUAAUAAGAUGUGCAAAUAUGACAUUGUGGCAGACAUGUGGGUAAACUGGAUUGCAUUCAUAUUGUUCACACCAUAGAUAGGCAAAACAAAAUGAGUUUCCCCCCAGGUGCAGCUCGAUCAAGCUGUGCUAACAGUACAGAAAGAUACUCUUUAUGCCACUGAAAUUGAAUAGUCAAUAGGUCUUGAAAAAUAUUUAGAUGAAUUGCAGCUAGCUGCAAGGAUGGAAUUAAUUCCUCCCAUUCUAAUAUUUUUAAAUUAAAAUUCUAAAGACCCUUUUUUUUUAAGGCAUAGCAACUUGGAAUCAAUAAAGGUGGUUAUAGCAUAAACCUAUAGAUGGUGCUUAAAGAAAUCUUAUCUUUCUUAAUAGCAGUAUUUUUUAAAAAAGAAGAGAAUACAUUGAAAGAAGUAUACGCUGUUGCACCCUCAGGUCAAUAUUGUGGUUUAUUAAAAUGCCAAUAAUAUUUGUGCACUUGCCAGUGUCAGGGGCUUUUCCUUUCAUGGAUGCUCUUGGUGUGAUUUUUGACUGUAUCAUUACGUUACUUAGAGAGCAUCCACCGUGAGAAUUUGCCACUGUAGUGAAGACUAGCAUUAGGAAAGAAUUAUUGAGAACUGAGGGUCAAACCACUUUCAUCACCUAAACUAUAGGCACUAAUUCUUUAGUAUUUCUUCUGUGGCUUAGACAUGUGGCCAUGUAUUCAAAGCAUCCUGCGCACACACAUUUUACCAAUUAAAUAUCUGCUAAAAAUUCAAACUAGUUCUCUCUCUCUCUCUCUCUCUCUCUCUCUCUCUCUCUCGUAACAAUUUAUUUUCCAUAAUGGACUGUCUGUGUUCUUUUGUUAUUUCGAACUUUGGUUACAGUGAUAGUGAUGGUAAGCUGUGCUCAUUGGGAGACUAGCUGGGAGAGUGUCCAGUGUGUGAUCUAAUCUUUACACGGGUGUGCUAUCUGUGGGUAUUAAUAACUGGAACUGUACCAGGAUGAACACGACAGUUUCUCUUUUUAUUGCUAAUCCAUUACUAUAUUAUAGUAUCUGGGUGUGACCCCUGCAAGUAUCCACACCUAAGCAUAUGUAUUCCACGAUUGUAACCUGAAAGACCAUGUAUUAUCUUUUUUUAUUCCAUAUUGGUGUUUGUGUUAUUUAAAAUGGAAAAAUUAUACUCAAUCUAGUAGUAUAAUGUAGUAAGAUACUCUGCUGUGCACAGUUCCAAGUGCCUUAGAACAUUGUUUAGCUUUCGAAGUAUACAUAUUUGCAUAUAUGUGUGUAUAAAAUUGGGAAACGUUACCUCAAUAAAAAUCAUUGGGAAAUCCUA